Messenger RNA from Limulus polyphemus (Atlantic horseshoe crab), 851 nucleotides. It is a transcript of the gene Rtc1, whose product is annotated as RNA 3'-terminal phosphate cyclase-like protein. Gene Ontology annotation, molecular function: RNA endonuclease activity. The transcript is spliced from 4 exons. Gene Ontology annotation, cellular component: nucleolus. Gene Ontology annotation, biological process: ribosome biogenesis; endonucleolytic cleavage of tricistronic rRNA transcript (SSU-rRNA, 5.8S rRNA, LSU-rRNA). The record is from RefSeq and is a predicted model, not a curated record. Bases 64 to 783 code for a protein of 239 amino acids. Lineage: Eukaryota; Metazoa; Arthropoda; Merostomata; Xiphosura; Limulidae.
ACAUAUAUUUUCUAUUACCUAUGGAAAUAGAUUGACAUUAUAAGAAAUACAACCAUACCUGUUAUGAAGCAUUUUCUUGGGACUGAUGAGGGUUUGGAAUUAAAAAUUGUUAGUCGUGGAAUGCCUCCCGAUGGAAGAGGAGAAGUUCAUUUUCAGUGCCCAGUGAGACAGAAGUUGAGACCAGUUCAGUUACUAGAUGCUGGGAAGAUUAAACGAAUUCGGGGAGUAGCCUACACCGUAAGAGUUUCUCCAAAUAUUGCCAAUAGAUUAGUGGAAGCAGCAAAAGGUAUACUACUUCAGUAUAUACCAGAUGUGUACAUUUACACAGAUCAGCAUAAGGGAAAGCAAGCUGGCAAAUCUCCAGGUUUUGGUUUAAGCCUCGUAGCUGAAACAAUGAAUGGUUCCUUUCUGGCAGCAGAGUCAGCAUCAAAUCCACCUGGUUCAGGUAAAGGCCCUAGUAUAGCAGAGGAUGUUGGGAAAGAAGCGGCUAUGCUCCUUUUGGAGGAAGUGUACAGGGGAGGUUACGUAGAUUCAAACAACCAAGGUUUGGCUUGCCUGUUUAUGGCUCUUGGACAGACAGAUGUGUCAAAAAUUCUCACAGGCCCCCUCUCACCAUACACCAUGAGUUUUCUACGACACAUGAAAGACUUCCUCCAGAUAAUGUUCAAGCUAGAGGUACAGAAGAAGAAUGAUGAAGAGGAAAAUUUACAACUUGGCACAGACAAAGUUAUUUUAACUUGUGUUGGUAUUGGCUUCACUAACUUAAGUAAGAAAGUUAGUUGAAGCUUCUAAACAUUAUUUUGUAAGAUAAAAAAAAACAAACAGCAAAUUAAAGAUUUUUAAAGAUUAAA